Trypanosoma brucei brucei TREU927 is the source of this 2877-nucleotide messenger RNA. Its product is annotated as mitochondrial DNA polymerase I protein A, putative. Gene Ontology annotation, molecular function: DNA-directed DNA polymerase activity; DNA binding. Lineage: Eukaryota; Euglenozoa; Kinetoplastea; Trypanosomatida; Trypanosomatidae. The record is from RefSeq and is a predicted model, not a curated record. The transcript has a single exon. Gene Ontology annotation, biological process: double-strand break repair; DNA-templated DNA replication. Bases 1 to 2877 code for a protein of 958 amino acids.
AUGUCGUUACAUGGUCAUCCGUACCAACGCUACGUCUCCGUGAAGCUGACACAUUUCCAACAGGGGGAUGAAAAUGACGGACCUACGAAGAGCGGUGGCGUGGAGUCGGGUAGUAAUAGGGAGAAGUGGCGAGCGUUUGGUGUUGAUAUAGGAGUCAACCUGGCUUCAGCCACGUCUCAGAGCUCAUGCACAAGCAGCUCCACGCAGUCGCAGAUGGUAAACGAUGCUUCAAUCACCAAAACGGCGAGUGUCCAGGAGUCGCUUCGUCAGCAGUUGGCGGUGUUGACGUCGCGUGUCGGACAAACAAGAGAACAAAUAUUCAACGCAGUGCGUUUAAAAGAGAAGACAAGCAGCAAAAGCACAAGCAAUACAUGUACACCUAGCUCCGUAACAACGGACACAGAAAUUAUUGGUGGUGGUUCUGCUCCCCCCUCGCAAAAGCGGGUUCCCGGUAAGGACGGCUUAUCCAGAGACAGCGCGAAGAACAAGCGAUCAACUACAAGUGACAACAAUAUUGUUUUGAACAAGGGGGCGGGAAGCACCGCAACCCAUCAGCAGCAAGAAGCAGGGCAACAAAUAUCUGAAAAGAAGACGAAAACGAGGGCCCGUAAGUCCUCCACAUUAUCUAAUGCUGAAGCAACGGUAACGUCGCGGCACUCAAGUAAAUGUGCAACUCAGAGGACAUUGUUCAAAUUGCCUGUGGACCCUGCAACGUCUCCGCAGCGUGGGCUGCAGGUGGCAUUCAAGGAAGAGUUGGAUGGUAGCGCAUUGUUCAAUGAUGCACGCGAUACCCUCAACGACCCUAAUCGUUUCCAGGUACCCACGAUAUUUGUUGGCUUUGCAACGCGCGAAGGGCAGACGAACUUCACCAUUUCCUCCUCUUCGCGCGGAAAAGUGCACUUCAUGCGCGGCGUUAACCCUGAGUUAAGCCAUCUCGAGGUGAGUUUCCUCGUCGUACGGUGGAAAGACGAUGUAAUUGUCUACUCUGCGGCUGUUGGUUUGGAGUUACUUGUGCGAGUUGCUGAAGAACUUCCGGGUGUUGAAAUUGUUACAUUCAACGCCCCCUGCCUCUUGCUUCCACUGUUGUCCUACAAACAGGGUAAGUUCUUUACCUCGUGCGUGUCUGAUGUCCGCCUCAUGACGUGGAUGCUUGAGCCAUCAGCGGACACAGCCGAGUUUGCGGACUAUGACAAGCUCCUUCAAUCGUACCAGCAGCAAAUAGGGCUCCCGGCAGGGCUCAACGCCGCGGAAUGCAAAGGCAGUAAAGAGGCCGUUAGCCACCGCGUGUUUUACAUGGAGCCGCUCUACCGAAUGCUCUACGGUAGGCUGGGAUCUCAUGGAUUGUUACCAGCCUUUCUCAAGCAGGAGAAGCGCAUCUCCAUCAUGUGUGCGGCGAUGAAACUGAACGGCUUUUACGUGAAUUUGGUGGAGGUGGACGGUUUCAAGGCGCGCUGCGCAGAAAAAAUGGAGAAGCUGCGAAGUGAGGCUCGCAGUAUGAUCCCCUCUAUGACGAACUUUAACAUACAGAGCGCAGACGACUGCAGGGUUGCGCUGUAUGAGGUGCUGAAGCUCGGCCCAAACCUUGUGUCGAAGGGCACUGAAGGGUCCACAGAGAACAAUUCCCUCAUAUUAACGAGAGGUGGUAAGUUGUCUACGUCAGAAGAAACCCUGAGGAUUCUAGCACGGCACCACGAGUUCCCACGCAUAUUAAUCGCGUAUCGGAAGUUGGCGAAGCUUUUACAAACGUACGUCGUUGGAUUUAUGGAGAUGGCGAUUCCCAUUGAAGAAGGUGAUGGAGAAUUCACAGACUUCAGCAUCAGUGAACAAGGCAAGGAAGCAAUACCGAACGCAUCCGACCGUCACAAAGCGAAGUGGGCGAAACUGCACCCCAAUUUGGUGCAGGAAGGUACCGAAACGGGGCGGCUGACAUCUGUGGAGCCCAACAUGCAGGCCCUACCGCGGUCCACGCAACUUGUAGCAACCCACGAGAAAAAUAACACUAACGAUGCCGACUCUGAAAAUGGCAACAACGAAAACAUCAACGGUGAUGUUAACGCUGCCGAUGCUGGAGGAAACGAGAGCGAUGGCCCCGUGCAAGAGAAGGAGGUGAGUUUCAUACGCCGCUGUUUAGGGGCGCCCGACGGGUAUUCGUUGGUCUCGCUGGACUAUGAACAGGUAGAGCUACGAGUGUUGGCACAUCUAUCGGGCGAUUCAGCUCUUAUCAAUGUUCUCACGAAAUCUGGAGACAUCCACCGCUCGAUUGCUGAGAUUAUAUUCCGCAAAACAAGCGUUACCGGCGAAGAACGGAGCCUUGCCAAAAAAGUGGUGUUCGGUAUACUCUACGGUGCGGGACCGCGCGGACUGGCGCAACAAAUGGGCGUGUCUGUGGAGCAGGCGCUGCGUGUGUCUUCACUCUUUAAAUCAUGUUUUCCCACCGUUGACGCGUACCAGCGGCGCAUCAUUGAUCAGUGUCGAAGUGACGGUUCCGUGCGAACGCUGAGCGGCCGGGUCCGAUCUAUACCUGACAUAAACGAUCGCGUGCUUACGAAACGCUCCCAUGCGGAACGUCAGGCCUUCAACACCGUCGUGCAGGGAAGUGCCGCGGAUGUGAUGAAGUUGGGCAUGAUCGCCGUGGAGCGUGAGGUGCUGCAACCCCAUGCACCUGACGUUCGGUUGCUCCUACAGGUUCAUGAUGAAAUUAUCUUAUCCGUCCCCAACCACAUGCUCCACAGCAUCGUGCCGGCUGCAAUGCAUGCCUUCGCACAUCCUAUUUCACUGCUGGUGCCGCUGCUUGUCACAACAAAAGUCGGGCGGCUGUUAGGUGAUUUGGAGGAAUGGACAGUGGAUCAUGCACUAGGACUGCGGGUGCCGAGUUGA